AUGGAGGAUCCCAACACAGGCCUCAAAUUGAUGGCAAGUGGUUCAAGCGACAUGCGGCUGCGGGUGCGAGAGGAGGUGGACGACUGGAGGAGACUUCGUCGCCAACUGGCUGGUUGGCGAGCAGCAGCUCUCACGGCAGCAUUCCUCGCAAACAGCAGAGGAAAACCUGGUAUUGGUGUUGAUUCAGCUGUGGCUGCGAUGGCGACUGCAAGCUUCGGGAAACCCACCAAGAAGAUUGUGGUGGAAAACGUGAAGGAGAAGAAAUUAUCGAUCAAUUAUGACACUGAAGAAGAUCUGUUUGUUGAAGUAGCAGACGCCAAUGAAGACGAUGGAGUUUCCAUUCUUUCCCAUACGAGUGUGAUAAAAGAGCAAGAAAAAGCUAUUGACAUCAAUCCGCUUGGGAUGGGAUGGACGCUUGGGAUGCGCCAACGCUUUUUACUAGAAUUCGUAAUCGUUGAGGUUUUGGAAGACGUGUUGGCCUAUAGAACAACUUGCGGAGGUUAG
Messenger RNA from Necator americanus (New World hookworm), 504 nucleotides. RefSeq lists its product as uncharacterized. The transcript has 3 exons. The record is from RefSeq and is a predicted model, not a curated record. Lineage: Eukaryota; Metazoa; Nematoda; Chromadorea; Rhabditida; Ancylostomatidae. Bases 1 to 504 code for a protein of 167 amino acids.